CUAGUUCAUCUCUCAGAAUGGAGACCAUGAGAGAUUUGGAUGAUGAUGAGGAGGAGGAGGAGGAGGAGGAGGAGGAGGACACAUCUUCAGUGUCCAGAAAACCUCCAGGUUUGAGUAAUACACUUGGACCCUCUGACACAAAACAGAGAGCAGAGUCUCCAGUCCCCAGCUGUGUUUCUAUGAAGAGUGACCGGUCUAAAGAUGAACCUAUAUCCUUCAGUAAUGAACCUCGACCCUCAGACACAAAAUGGAGAGCAGAGUCUCCAGUCCCCAGCUGUCUGUCUAUGAAGAGUGACUGGUCUAAAGAUGAUCCUCCAGUCUUCAGUAAUAAACCUGGACCCCCAGACAAAAAAGGGAAGAGGAAAAGUCAUGUUCCUGUGGAGGAGCAGCUGUCCAGCUGUGCUCUGUGUCAGGACGUCCUGAAGGAUCCAGUCUCUACCAGCUGUGGACACUGGUUCUGCAGACAGUGCAUCACCUCAUACUGGGAGCAGCGACCUCCAUCAGGAGACUCCUCAUGUCCCCAGUGUGGAGAAAGAUCCAGAACCAGAGCUGGACUACAGACAGCCAGUCAGACCAGAACAGUACAAACAGAACGUGGUCUGCAGGAGGUUUUAGAUGAACAUAGGCUCAGUCUGAAGGGGAGAUGUGAACAAGUGACUGAAGGAACUGAUAAAAGUGAAACCAGCCUCAACAGGAUCUUCACUGAGCUCUACAUCACACAAGGACAGAGUGAAGAGGUUAAUACCCAACAUGAGGUGAAGCAGCUUGAGGCAUCUUACAAGAGAAAUACCCUCCAUUACACUCCAAUCAAGUGCCAGGACAUCUUUAAAGCCUCACCUGACCAACAGACUCACAUCAGAGCGGUCCUGACUAACGGAGUCGCUGGAGUUGGAAAAACCUUCUCAGUGCAGAAGUUCACUCUGGACUGGGCCGAGGGUUUGGAAAACCAAGAUGUCAGUCUGGUGAUCCCGCUCUCCUUCAGGGAGCUGAACCUGAUCAAAGGUGAGCAGUACAGUCUUCUCAGGCUGCUCCAUGUUUUCCAUCCAACCUUACAUGAGGUCACAGCAGAGCAGCUGGCUGUCUGUAAAGUGCUGUUCAUCUUUGACGGCCUGGAUGAAAGCAGACUUUCUCUGGACUUCAAAAACAAUGAGGUUGUGUCUGAUGUCUCUCAGCAGCCCUCAGUCGACGUGCUGCUGACUAACCUCAUCAGGGGGAAGCUGCUUCCCUCGGCUCUCGUCUGGAUAACUUCCAGACCUGCAGCGGCCAAUCAGAUCCCUUCGGAGUGUGUCGACAGGGUAACAGAAGUACGAGGCUUCACUGACGCACAGAAGGAUGUGUACUUCAGGAGGAGAUCGAGUGAUGAAGAAUGGUCCAGCAGAAUCAUCUCUCACAUCAAGAGCUCCAGGAGCCUCCACAUCAUGUGUCAGAUCCCAGUCUUCUGCUGGAUCACUGCUGCAGUUCUGGACCACAUGACUACAGACCAGAGAGGAGAACUGCCCAAGACCCUCACUGACAUGUACUCACACUUCCUGCUGGUCCAGACCAAGAGGAAGAAGCAGAAGUAUGAAGAGGGACAUGAGACCAGUCCACAGCAGCUGACGGAGGCUGACAGGGAGCUUCUUCUGAAGCUGGGGAGGCUGGCGUUUGAACAUCUGGAGAAAGGAGACAUCAUGUUCUACCAAGAAGACCUGGAGCGCUGUGGUCUUGACGUCACCGAGGCCUUGGUGCACUCAGGAGUUUGUACAGAGAUCUUCAAAAGAGAGAGUGUGAUCUUCAAGAAAACUGUCUACUGCUUUGUUCAUCUGAGCAUUCAGGAGUUUCUGGCUGCAGUCUACAUGCUGCACUGUUACACCAACAGAGACACAGCGGUACUGAAGGACUUCCUGCAGGGAGACUAUAACAACAUGUUUAGCAGUGAUCAGGAUUACCCAUCCCUGGAUGUCUUCCUGAAGAGCGCCAUGAUGAAAUCACUCAAAAGUAAAAAUGGCCACCUGGACCUGUUUGUCCGCUUCCUCCACGGCCUCUCUCUGGAGUCCAACCAGAGACUCUUAGGAGGCCUGCUGGGUUGCACAGACAAACGUCCAGCAAUCAUCCAGAGAGCCAUCAGCAACCUGAAGGAGAUGAGAAGUGAUGAUUCUUCUCCCGACAGGAGCCUCAACAUCUUCCACUGUCUGACAGAGAUGAACGACCACUCAGUACUUCAGGAGAUCACAGAGUUCCUGACGUCAGAGAACAGAUCAGAGAAGAGACUCUUUGUGAAACACUGCUCAGCUCUGGCCUACAGGCUGGAGAUGUCAGAGGAGGUUCUGGAUGAGUUGGAGAAGUACAAAACAUCACAGGAGGGACGACGGAGACUGAUUCCAGCUGAGAGGAACUGCAGGAAGGCUGUAAUUCCUGACAGUGGAUUCUUAGACUGGGAAGUCGUGGCCUCCAAUCUGAGAGAGCUGGAGAUGAGAGUCGGUCUGCAGGAUUCAGAGGAGGCGGAGCAGCUGAGUUCUGGACUGAAGAGUCCAAACUGUAGACUGAAGACUCUGAGACUGGUGGGCUGCAGUUUGUCAGAGAUCAGCUGUGCUGCUCUGAUCUCAGCUCUGAAGUCCAACCCUUCCCAUCUGAGAGAUCUGGACCUGGGUGGCAACGAGCUGCAGGAUUCAGGAGGGAAGCUGCUGAGUGAUCUUCUGGAGAGUCCAGACUGCAGACUGGAGACUCUCAAACUGGUGGGCUGCAGUUUGUCAGAGAUCAGCUGUGCUGCUCUGAUCUCAGCUCUGAAGUCCAACCCUUCCCAUCUGAGAGAUCUGGACCUUGGUGGCAACGAGCUGCAGGAUUCAGGAGGGAAGCUGCUGAGUGAUCUUCUGGAGAGUCCAGACUGCAGACUGGAGGCUCUCAGACUGUCGUACUGCAGGUUGUCAGAGAUCAGCUGUGCUGCUCUGGCCUCAGCUCUGAAGUCCAACCCUUCCCAUCUGAGAGAUCUGAACCUGAGAGGCAACAAUCUGCAGGAUUCAGGAGUGAAGCUGCUGAGAGAUCUUCAGGAGAGUCCAGACUGCAGACUGGAGACUCUCGGGAUCAAUGGCUAGACAAUGAAAGCCAAGAUACAGAAGAAAUGUCCAUGAGGGAAUAUCGUCUUCUCAACAAAUGGCAGUGCGUUCAGCCCCGUAAUCCUGCAUGAGGUUCAAUUUCUGUCCCUCAACUCUUUGGAAACAGUCAGAAGAACGGCUACGGAGAACAUGAAGAACAGUUUUCAAUGACGACAUUUUUGCGUUAAUCACCCCGACUCAAUUAAUCCCACGUGACUAUUUUUCACUCAUGUUCCCGGUAAUAACACGUUUUCUUCAUAAACCUAGUCUAAAUAAACUGCAGUGAGUAACAUUUCAAGAUUUUUUUGAUUAAAAAAUGGCGGAUGUGGCUCACAGCCUUGCAGGUGCUGUUCUUCCACCUUUCCAAACCAAACACACUAGGAAACUUCACGACCAUCGACCAAGUAAAGCAAGUAAAGCAGGAAUACACAAAUCAUCACAGUCGGCUGGUGUAAGAAGGAAAUGUGAUCUGAUGUAUAUUGGACUUCUAAUAACAAACAUAGGCCUACUGAUGAUUGCUCUCUUACCUAUGUGUAGCGCCUGGUUUGCGGCCUCUGUGCGCUCGGUAUGCUGUGCUGAGAGUGCAGGGAAGCCGCCUGGCUUCCUCGACUCAUGGAGCCAAUAUAUUAUAUACUCCAAAAUUCUCAAAAGCGGGCAGGCUGUGGCUCAGUUUCCAAAGUCGGUUCACAAUAGAAACAGGACCUUGAUGUCUGGAAACGGAGGGUUCGCUGGAUUUUGCUGCGUCAUGCUGAUUCUGAGCGGGGAUAGCACUUUGUUCCUCGCUCGGUUUCCGUGGCGAUGACAGGGGUGGCGUCAUGCGGUUGUGGAGCUGCGGCUGUGAUUCAAUCAGCUGGACCCGAGCCACGCAGAGCUGUGCGUUGUCCGGAGAGACCCCGCAUCUGACCUGCGGACCCAGGCUUCGUAUCAACGACACACCGGUGCCUGUUCCUCCAGUCCAAGGGGAGCUUUAUGAUACAAUUCAACAAGGUAACUCUGUCACCACUUCUGAACGAUCAUCUCACGCACCCGGUGGCAAAUGACACUCUAACUUUUAGCGCACUAUUUGCAGCGAUUUGAAGACAAAACAACAUGACACCAAAAUGUUUCAAACUGUAAAUCAUGCAAAGGUGUUAUGGAACUCAAAUAUCAAACCUAAGGGCAUUUUCGGUGGACACUUAAAUAUCAGAAGCAUGACGUCAAAAAUGGAACAACUGGAGCAAUUAUUAACGAACUCAAACCUUGAUUAUGUAUGCCUUUCUGAAACCUGGCUACACCCUUCAAUUCCGUCGGAUAUUGUUAAUAUCCCAGGAUAUAACAUUUAUAGACUAGAUCGUAAUCAAAGUAAGGGUAUGAUUUAUGUUAAGAAAAGCCUGCAAAACAAAUCGAAUUAUCCUGUGAUACCACUGAAUGUGUGGGAGUAACUAUCUCACUAUCUCAGGAAAUGUGUUUUAAUGUAAUUGUUGUAUAUCGACCACCUACAGCAAAGAGUGUUUUUAAUGAUAAUUUAACUAGUAUUCUCAGUGUAAUGGUAAAGAAAUAAUCUUAAUGGAUGAUUUUAAUAUUAACUGGUUAGACAAAAAAGGCAGGAAGAAAUUAAAGGAUAUUAGUGAUAGAUUUCAAAUGAGUCAAUUAAUUAAUAAUGCAACAAGAAUUACUAAAUCAUCAUAAACAUUGUUGAAUUUAAUUUGAACGAACAAAGAGGAUCGCGUCUCAAAAAAAUACAAUCUUAUUACUGGCAUGUCCGAUCAUAACCUUACUCUAGUUGCCAGGAAGCUAUCCAAGCUGCGUUACAAAAAUCACAAUAUAACAAAGGGUAACAAAUAUAUCUCGUACAUCCCAAAGCGGGACAUGGGAAUUCUGGAGAAUGAAAUAACGCAAACUGACUGGUUUGAUUUGACAUAUGGUGAAAAUUGUGAGGGGGCCUGUGAUCAUUUGAAACAUACCUUAAAACAAACCGUAGCUAAAUAUACAAAAACAAUCCCUCAAAAGUGUAUUGGCAAACAACUGUUACCAUGGUUUAACACUGCUCUAUGGGAAUUAAUGAAAAAAAGGGAUGUAGCUCUAAAGAAAUCUUUAAAAUCGGGACUAGAAACAGAUCGCUUAAUAUACAAAAGUCUUAGAAAUAAAGUUACAGUUCAAUUAAGAAAGGCAAGGGCACAUUACUUUUUAGAUACUAUUCGACAGGCAAAGGGGAAUUCUCUAGAUCUAUGGAAAACCAUUGACAAACUUAUUGGAAAAGAUCACUCAAAUUAUAAUACUGAGCUUAUGAUAAACGGAACCCUACAACAGGAUAGCCUAGCCGUGGCCAACCAUUUUAAUACAGUUUCAAUGUAACAGAACCGCUUCUUGCAUUAGCUGACGAUACACAAGUGCUCAAACUCAACUGUACAAAUGAGACUAAAGUGAAUAAAAUAAUUUCCACCUUAUCAAAUUCUAAGGCUAAAGAUCACUGGGGACUAGACACAGUAUUUAUAAAAAAACAUAAAAAGGACUUAGCUAGCUCCAUCACCUAUAUUACAAAUCAAUCAUUAAAAGAUAAUACAUUUCCAUCAGCUCUUAAAACUGCUAUUGUAACACCAAUUUUUAAAUGUGGUGACAAGAAAGAAGUAGGCAACUAUAGACCCAUCAGCAUUCUAUCUGUUGUGUCCAAAGUAGUUGAAAAAGUAGUCGCGGAACAGCUGGUGUCACACCUAAGCUACAACAACCUACUCCAUCCUAUGCAGUUUGGUUUUAGGACCAAUUAUUCUACUGAGACUGCAUGCUGCUAUUUAGUGGAAGGAAUCAAGGCUAAGUUAGACAAAGGAGGGAUAGUUGGAGCAGUGUUCCUUGACCUGCGAAAAGCAUUUGACACCAAACUUUUAUCAAAACUCAACAAUUUCAACCCGUCAGUUAGCACAGUAUAAUGGGACAGGUCUUAUUUAGCUGGUCGUUCUCAAUGUGUCCGUAUAAAUGAUAAACUGUCAGAAACUAAGCCAUGCUCAAUCGGAGUGCCACAAGGCUCAAUUCUUGGACCGCUGUUGUUCAGCAUAUAUAUUAAUGAUCUCCCAUCUGUUUGUGAGAAUGUGGACUUCCAGAUGUAUGCUGACGACACGGUGGUUUACACUCAUGGGAAAGAUGCUGAACAGGUUGCCUCUAAGCUCUCGUUGACGCUGCACAAAGUUGCUCAAUGGUUAAAUUACUCGUGUCUUACUUUACACACUAACAAAACAGUGACAAUGUAUUUCACGAAUAAGAAAAAACAACCACGCAUCCACAGCUUCGUGUGAAUGGUAAAAUAAUUGAAAACGUCAAUGAGGUCAAAUACUUGGGAGUGAUCUUGGAUGCCAAUUUGACUUUUGAAAGCCAUAUUAGAGGCAUGACAAGAAAGCUGAAAUAUAACAUUUUUAAAUUUAAACAUAUUAGGAACUCAUUAACCAUAGAAGCAUCGAAAACCUUUUUGCAUGCCAUGAUACUAUCACAUUUUCACUACUGUAUAACCUGCUGGUCCCAAGCAACUAAGACUGCUAUGAGACCACUUGAGGUUCUUUAUAAACAAGCCUUAAAAGUUAUGGAUAGAAAGUCAUUAAAAUACCAUCAUUGCAAUAUACUGUCCAAAUACAAACUUUUCAGUUUUGAUAGUCUUGUUCUACUUUCCCGAGUUCGAUUGGUAUUCAGAAUCAUUCACAAUUCUACAACACCACCGUUGAGGGGCUUUUUUCAGUUUCGCCGUGAACAGAGUUGCAGAAACUCCAGAUCUUCAUCAAAUGCAGAUCUAACCAUCCCUCUGAGGCGCACUGCCUUUGGACGAUCAGCAUUUUCGUUUACGGCCAUCAAGCACUGGAAUACUCUUCCAGUUGAACUUAAAACCUGUACUGAUUUUAACUCGUUUUCCUAUGGUGCAAAAAAAAUGAUAUUAAGCAACCAGUCAUGCCAACAUUAAUUACACUGUAAUCUGAGUUUUCUCAAUUUGAACUGUAUUGUCAUACUAUAUCUUAGAUAUUUUUAUUUAAGUGUAUUUGAAGUGUACUAAGUAUUAUGUUCGUAACCUGAGUUUAAAUCAGGUUUUAAAAUUGUUUGACUGAUAGAGAUCAUGCAAUGUUAUUAUUUGUUUAUUGAUUGUUGUCAAGUACUUCAGGUUUUUUGGCCUGUACCAGUGAUUAAGCCUGACUUGAUAGGCUAGAGGGCAACAGAGGACGCUUUGGACAACUCAAAUUCGUUAUUUUUGUCUUUAUUUAUCAAGACAGCUCCAAGAAUUGAUCAGGUUGAAAACCUUCAAAACACAAAGGACAAACAAAAGUUAGCUCACAUGCUACACAAAUUACAAACAUUUUGCAGGUCUCACUGCAUUCUCAAUAAUAGCAAUAAUAGCACCACAAACUAUGUUUUAAUUAAAAAGGAUAAAUUGUUCCUUUAAACCCCAUCAUUAACUUAAAUGAAUUAGAGUGUUUAUCUCCACUUGGAAACAAGCACCAGAGAAAACCUCAUCUGAACACCUGCGC
Gymnodraco acuticeps is the source of this 7549-nucleotide messenger RNA. RefSeq names its product NLR family CARD domain-containing protein 3-like. Bases 18 to 3071 code for a protein of 1017 amino acids. Gene Ontology annotation, molecular function: protein binding. The transcript has 11 exons. NCBI's taxonomy places the organism in Eukaryota, Metazoa, Chordata, Actinopteri, Perciformes, Bathydraconidae. The record is from RefSeq and is a predicted model, not a curated record.